AUGCUUCAUUUAGCGGCUUUAAAAGGUCACAGAAAAUUGGUGAAACUCUUCAUCAGUAAAGGGGCAAAUAUCAGUGACAAAAACAACAAUGGUCGCACACCAUUACAUGCAGCUGUUGAAUCUGGCCAUGUUAGUGUAGUUCAUGAACUCAUUGAGAGUGGAGCUAGAGUAGAUGUUCAUGACAGUGAACAAUGCACUCCCAUGUAUCUUGCAACAUAUAGUGGAUAUAUUCUGAUAAUGAAAACUCUUCUUCAAGCAAAAGCUAAUAUUUACUACGAAAAUGAAAUUUAUAAAGAUAUGGGUGAUCAUCAUAAUGCAGCAUUGGGUGGGAAAUGUGGUGUCAUUAUUGGUCUGUUAGAGUCGACGUUUGAUGUAAACUGCAAAACUAAAAAAGGAGAUACAAUGCUUCAUUUAGCAGCUUUAAAAGGUCACAGAGAAUUAGUGCAACUCUUGAUCAGUAAAGGGGCAAAUGUCAAUGACAAAAACAAUAUUGGUUGGACAGCAUUACAUGUUCACUCUAACGAUGUUAGUGUAGUUCAGGAACUCAUUGAGAGUGGGGCUACAGCAGAUGCUCAUGACAAUCAACAAUGGACUCCUCUGCAUCUUGCAACAUCUUUGGGAUAUAUUCUGAUAAUGAAAACUCUUAUUCAAGCAAGUGCAGAUAUAUAUGACAUUGAUACUUAUGGCUAUAUGGGUGGUCGUGAUGCGGCAUUGGGUGGGAAAUGUGAUGCCAUCACAGUUCUGUUAGAGUCGGGGUUUGAUGUAAACUGCAAAACUAAAGAAGGAAGUACAAUGCUUCAUUUAGCGUCUGGGAAAGGUCACAGAGAAUUAGUGCAACUCUUGAUCAGCAAAGGGGUAAAUGUCAAUGACUGA
Molecule: messenger RNA, 873 nt
Organism: Macrobrachium nipponense
Lineage: Eukaryota; Metazoa; Arthropoda; Malacostraca; Decapoda; Palaemonidae
Product: serine/threonine-protein phosphatase 6 regulatory ankyrin repeat subunit A-like
Exons: 1
Coding region: 1-873 (290 amino acids)
Molecular function (GO): protein binding
Source: RefSeq, a predicted model, not a curated record